ACCAACUCUCGCACAUAUCUAAGCAGUGCGUAUACAUAUGUAGUUGUGUGUGUGUGCAUGUGUCGCAUUAAAUGGUUUUUAUAAAAGCUGAAUAGAAGAUGACGACGCGACAAACUGAUAGCAACGGAAUGCUUGAACAAGAACCGACCAUGGAUGUGCGCAUCAACAUGCCUUGGGGCUAUGUGGUUGGCAGGUGGCACGGUAAUCGCCAGGUGCGUCCCAUACUUGCUCUUCAUGGCUGGCUAGACAACAUGGGCACAUGGAACGAACUGUUGCCACUGCUGCCCGAACACCUGGGCGUCCUUUGCAUCGAUAUGCCUGGACAUGGAUACUCAUCGAAAAUGCCCGAGGGUAUUGCCUAUCAUGCUGUCGACUACCUGUGCGUCAUACUGCGCAUCAUGGAGGAAUAUGGCUGGCAAAAGGUCUCGCUGAUGGCCCAUUCGAUGAGCGCCAUGUUGUGCUUCAUCUUCGCCUCGCUCUAUCCCAACCGCCUGGACAUGCUGAUCAGUAUUGACAUUGUUCGUACCCGCUACCGCCAACCCGCCUCACAAAUCGAUUACCUGCGCACCAACAUCGAGCGUUAUAUGGUGGAGGAUGAGCGCUUUGCCAAUGCCAAGCGCGCUGAACCGCCCUCCUAUACCUACGAGGAGCUGGAGCUGGUCCUAUAUGAGGGUUCGCAGCGUUCGGUUGCCCUCGAGAACUGCAAGCACAUACUUGAGCGCAAUAUAGCCAAGUCAACAAAGUAUCCGGACAAGUAUUAUUUCUCACGCGAUGGACGUUGCAAAUACUAUUUUGAGUUCCAUACGAGUCCGCCGUUUGCCGCCGAACUGGCCAAAACCAUACGGAAUGUUCCCUAUUGUGUCAUCAAGGGUUCGGAAUCGAAUUUCAUCGAUGAGGAGAGCCAAGAAGUCAUUGACAUAUUGCGAGAGAAUAAUCCGCAUUUCGAGCUGCACGUGGUGCCGGGCACACAUCAUGUUCAUUUGAAUAAUGCCACAGGCGUGGCUGAGGUUAUUAAUCCUUUCAUACAACGCCAUCGACCUCCAUUGCUCGAGUCGUGGACUGUGGAAGAGGACUUCGCAGCCGUUGUGGAGGAUGAAGAGAAUGUGAAGCGAAGAAAGAGAAAAAGUAACCUCUAGCUGUUGCACACAUCUCUGAGAUGACAGCAGCAGCGCUGUAUUGAUUUUAUCACUGCUUUUGUUUUAUUCAAAACAUCAUAGACUUAAAACUAACGCGUGAAUUAAUUAUGCUAGUCAUCAAUUAAGUAUGAACUAUGCAACGAAAUUGACACUUCUUCCUCCCUCUUUAGUGCUUUAAAUAUUCUCAAGCGUUUUCAAAUUGUGUAUAAUUUAUUUCUUUAAGCUUUUAGAUUGUGUGGAGGAACUUCUUAUUUUGGAAAAACCUACAAAUAUUGUCAGACAUUUUCUUUUCUUAUUUGUUUGAUGAUACAAGUAAGUUUGAAGCGCGCUUUUUGUAAUAAAAUUAUAUUUUGUGGAAA
Scaptodrosophila lebanonensis is the source of this 1495-nucleotide messenger RNA. RefSeq names its product probable serine hydrolase. The record is from RefSeq and is a predicted model, not a curated record. Bases 99 to 1136 code for a protein of 345 amino acids. Lineage: Eukaryota; Metazoa; Arthropoda; Insecta; Diptera; Drosophilidae. The transcript is spliced from 2 exons.